AUGUCUUCCUAUCUUAUUCAAACUGCUCUUAAGUCUUCACGUCGUUCUAUUGGCAAUGCUGUCAAUACAUCUUACCGUGCUACUCUGUUAGCCACCCGCCCUGUUGCUAUUAGAUCGGCACAAGCUUCUGCGUACCCAACCCAAUUUCAGAGACAUUUCUCUGGCUCCAUGCCAACCCUUAAGAAGGCUAGCAAGGAAAAGGGCAAAGGUAAAGACCACAAGGGUGGCUCAAAAGCUCCUGCUGCAGAUGAGGUCGAGGAAUCUGUUUCUCUGGACGAAAUCGUUAACAUAGCAGAGCUUCAGCAAAAGAUGGAUGCUACUGUGGACCAUUUUAAGGAACGUAUUACGGUUGUUCGUCAAGGCAUUUACACACCUGCCAUUAUUGAAAAUGUCGUGGUUAAAACUGCAGCUCACACUGAAGAGCCUGUUAAGAACAUUGCUCGUGUGGCAAUGAAGGGUCCUAGAGCAAUCACCAUUACCGCUUUUGAUGCUGCAGAUGUCAAGCAUAUCAUCUCGGCAGUCAUCGGUGCCAAUCUUAAUCUGAACCCUCAGCCUGAUCCUAAGCAGGAACAGGUUCUCAGAGUUCCCUUGCCUCCUACUACUUCUGAGACUAAAAAGGAGAUUAUCAAGAAUCUUAAACAUGAGUUUGAACAUUUCAAGAACUCUCCUACCAAGAAGUCAUUGACUUCCAUUCGCGGCGAAGCAAUGAAGGCCUUAAAAAAGGUUACUAUUUCUAAAACAGAUCUUUUUACUGUCAAGACCAAAAUCGAGGAUGCUUACAAAGCUAAGUGCAAUACACUUGCCGAGGUUUUAAAGCAGGCUGAAGCAGCUACAAUGAAAGAUUAA
Messenger RNA from Magnusiomyces paraingens, 846 nucleotides. RefSeq lists its product as uncharacterized. Gene Ontology annotation, biological process: translation. The coding region runs from base 1 to 846 and encodes 281 amino acids. Lineage: Eukaryota; Fungi; Ascomycota; Dipodascomycetes; Dipodascales; Dipodascaceae. Gene Ontology annotation, cellular component: mitochondrion. The transcript has a single exon. Gene Ontology annotation, molecular function: ribosomal large subunit binding. The record is from RefSeq and is a predicted model, not a curated record.